AUGCAUCUCCCACAUUGGAGGCCUAAUUUGCAACAUUCUGAUCAUUACAAUCUGUUUAAGGUGAACACAGCUUCCCGAAUGGAAUCCAGUGGAGAACCAGGAAGAAUACAAUUGUCGGAACAGGCAAAGAAACUACUCGACCUUGACUAUCCGGAAUUCGUCAUAACGAAACGUGGUGAAGUCGAUAUCAAAGGAAAGGGAGAAUGCACUACGUACUGGCUCAUUCGCAAGGAUAACACCUACUUCAAAAAUGGUUCUUCAUGA
Cooperia oncophora is the source of this 264-nucleotide messenger RNA. Lineage: Eukaryota; Metazoa; Nematoda; Chromadorea; Rhabditida; Trichostrongylidae. The record is from the annotation of a GenBank genome assembly.